AUGAAGCUCUUCCUUCGAACGAACCCACCUCGCUCGCUCGACUGGCUGGGGAUGGUCGGUCCGAGGCUGAGAACGGCUGCUCAGAGCGUGACUUGCGAAUGCUGGCGCUACUACGGAACUGGCUCGUCGUCCUCCUCGCCGUACCCCAUCGCUUCGACUUCGAGGACGACUCUCGAUGACCCGCUACCGACUUGGCAGGACCUGGUUGGGGUUAAUUCGAGCGAGAGUACUCGGUCGGACACUGCAGAAAGGCGGCGGGACUACCCGCUGAGUCGGCGCGCAACAAGUCGACCCCCUCUCCUCCCUCCCUCCGCUCCCUCCUCCGACCCGAACGCACGAGACACAGACCGAAUCGAGCUAAUCCCACCCGACGCCCCAACCCGCCCGUUCCUGCGCGACAAGUCCCAGAUAUCGCCCUACCUCCCCCUCGUAACUCUCGAGCGAAACCACCUCCUCUCCGAACUGCGCAAGGCGCUGUUCCCCUCCUCCGUCUAUCGAGCGAGAAGGAGGGAGGGUGUGGGCAAGGCGAGACCGGAUUCGGUUUGGGUUGCGCUUGCGAGGGUGCUGAGGUACCCGACUGAUUUGCCGAGGCUGCCAAAGUCCGAGUAUCCUACUUCGACGAGGGCGAGGAGGAGGGAUGAGGGUGAGGAGGUUCUACAGCGCGUGGAGGGGGAGGGGAAGGGCGAGGCAGGCGGAGAGGGGUUCUUCACCUCCUCCCAUCCUGGCGCGGACGGACAUGCAGAACCUGCGUUACAAGGCGCGCCGCACGAGAUCCACCGCGACAAGAUCGUCCUCUCACUCGCCGAGCUCCGCCGCGCAUUCAGUAUCUUCGCCUCUGCCCGCCCUCGAUCCGUCACCGGCCUACACAGGCUCCUCGUCGUCGCCGAACUCAUCGCUCAACAAUCCAUGACGAGCACCGCUGCGCACCCAAUCUCGAUGGCUGGGUUGAGCGACGACUUGCAUCGGUUGACGGGUGGAGGGGCGGGACUGCGUGGGAAGGAUUGGACGUCGCUUGUGUUGUUCGUUGGAGCGAGUAUGCGGACGCCCAAGGCGGAGCAGGAUGUUGGAGGGGCGAUGGCGCUCUUCUCGCAGUGGCUCGAGACGAGGCAAUUCGAGCGCCAGCAGCCGACCUCGGCAUCCGACUCGUCCUCCUCUUCCGCUCGCCUCACCCAUCGCGACCGCAAAACCGGCUUACGCGACCGUUCCGCCGAACAACGUCUCUACAACGCGCUCCUCUUCGUCGUCGGCCGCGCAAAGAUGUGGGACUUGUUCGACCAGGUCUUGCGGAGGAUGAAGGACGAGGGGUUCGGAGGCGACUGCGCGACCAUCGUCGAGCUCAUCAAGCGCGAGGAUAAGCGUGCUGGACCGCUGCUUAAUGCGUGGAGGUACUUUGAGCAGGCGGUCGCGACGCCGAUGUAUGAGGAGGGAAGGGAACACGAGGUCGAGGCGGUGUGGGCGGCGAUGGUGUGGGUCUAUGCGAAGCAGGGGAGGUCUGAAGAGGCGAUGAGGAUGUACGAGGCGAUGUGCGCGAGGGCGACGGUCGACCUCGACGAGUUGCGCCCGUCGUCGCCGGCUGCGUACGACCGCGACUGGCUCAAGCAGGGGUUCGCUUCUUCGGCGACGGACACGGCGAAGGUACCCUUGUCGUCGGCUUCGACUGGCAUCAUUGUGCACGCCCCGCCCGUCAACGACCGUGUCUACACCUCGCUCCUCCAAGCCUUCGCCUUCCGAGGCGAGCUCCGCUCCGCCCUCCGCAUCCUCCGACACAUCUCCGAGUCGACCGACCCCGCGAUCCAGCCCGCCAUCCACCACUUCUCUCCCAUCUUCCAGGCGUUCGCGAAUCACGGCGGCGGACUCUACGGGAACCCAGCGGCGAGCGUGAACGAGACGCUCAUCAAAGGGACGAGGGUGAGCCAGUACGCUCUCAAGCGGGACGCGUCGCCCCUCGCGGCUUUGACGCAGCAGGCUGCGGCCAAAGCGGUUCGAGGGCAGCGAGGAGCGGCGGCGAGUCCUCCCGAAGACCCCUUCACGCUCGACAACCUCGCAACCAUCUUCCAGUCCUUCCUCUCGAUCUCGGCGCCGCCCUCAACCGCACACCCUUCCCUCCCCUACCUCGGCGCCCGUACCGCCCCUACCGCCCGCCAAAUCUUCUGGAUCCUCUUCGCCUUCGACAAGCUCUCGCAGGGAGACUCGGAGCUAGUCCUGGAGGUGUGGGACGAAUUGGUGCGCAAGUUUGCGGAGGAGGAGGGGAGGAGGAAGGGGUGGACCGGGUGGUACAUGGAUAAUCGGGUCGCGAGGCUCGUGAGGACGCAUGAGCAGCGUGCGGCGGAGAGGUUGGAGAGGCUCAAGGCGUUGGAGUAG
Messenger RNA from Rhodotorula toruloides NP11, 2361 nucleotides. RefSeq lists its product as uncharacterized. NCBI's taxonomy places the organism in Eukaryota, Fungi, Basidiomycota, Microbotryomycetes, Sporidiobolales, Sporidiobolaceae. The record is from RefSeq and is a predicted model, not a curated record. The transcript has a single exon. The coding region runs from base 1 to 2361 and encodes 786 amino acids. Gene Ontology annotation, molecular function: protein binding.